AACGUUAAUACUGUAGAAUUUCACACCAGACAACAAAAGCAAUUUUAAAUAGAUAAGAGUAAAGCCAGGGACAGUGUCAGGCAAUCAUUUGGGUCAAUAUAUUUAACAAUACAAAUAGAGAAAAUAAACAUUGAAUCGCUCAUCUCGACGCUUCUAACUAUUGUACACAAUUCUUCUUUUUUUUUAACAGUAAAGAGGCCACUCGGAUGAUAUUUGAUAUUAGAGUGAAAGAGUUAAGUGUUUAAUAUUAAAGUGAAAGCAGACGAUGAAACCAACUUUCGUGUUAAAACCACCGAGAUUUUAAUUAAAGUGCUGUUGCCACGUUAAGCUGCGAUUUUGAAAGACGCGAAUUAAAAGUUUACACAAGUAAAAAAGAAAAAAGAAAAAUAAUAAAGAAAGAAAGGAAUAAAUUACUCCAGAAAAGGAAAACCUCUGAACAAAAGUUGUUUCAGUAAUUAAAAAAAAACUAUAGGACACUAGUUACGAUGCAGCAAGAACCACCUUCGAUAUUACCGUAUAUGAAUGGACCUAUCAUACGUAUGAAACCGGAUGUUCCAUAUAUUGAAGAAAUUCCUGACUGGAUUAAGAAUGGAACUAUAACUUUACAAGGUCAAGCUGAAACAGGACAGAAUGGGUUUUCUAUAAACUUAUCAACCGAACCUUGUUUUGAGCCACUACCAGACACAGCCCUUCAUAUCAAUGUACGAUCACAAAACAAAAUUAUUGUGUUUAACUAUUACAAGAGUGGAAAAUGGGGCACGGAAGAAAGAGUCCAUGACAAAUUUCUCUUGCGGCAAGAUUUCUCCUUUGAACUUACGAUAAUGAUAGCUAAAUCUGAAUUUAUGAUUUUCUUCCAUAACGUCUAUCAUUUAAGUUUGCCUCACAGAAUGGAUUAUAAUAGUGCAAAGUUUCUUGUCAUUAGAGGUUCUGUUCAAAUGCAACAAGUUCGAAUUGAUGGUUCUACAUUAGUUCCUCCUGAUACAUUUAAAUCUGCAUUUCCUCCUAUUUUUAAUCCAAAAAUUCCAUUUAUCUCUAAAAUAUUGGGUGGCUUAAAUCGCCAAAGAAUAAUUACAUUUAGUGGAUAUCCAUCCAAAUUCAAUCCGAGAAGGUUUACUGUGAAUUUCAACACUGACAGAGAUAUUGCUUUCCAUUUUGAUGUUCGCCUUAGUCCUGACUAUAAUGUUGUUCGUAAUUCUUACAUAAAAAAAUGCUGGGGAGAAGAAGAAACUUAUAAACCUUCUUUUCCUUUUCGACCGGGUAUUGGAUUUGAUUUGAUGUUCACCAUUGAACGUUACUGUUACAGAGUUGCUGUCAACAGUCAACAUUUUAUAACAUUCGAACAUCGUAUAAAGGAUAUUGAAACAGUGAAUCAGCUGCAAAUAACUGGUGAUGUUCAUUUGAAUGUGAUGCAGUUUUAUUGAAGAGAUUCAUUUAAUAAAAUAAACUACAUUUAUACACAAAAGAAAGCUGGAAAACUUCAUUUUCCACCCUCUACUAAAUUU
Octopus sinensis (East Asian common octopus) is the source of this 1502-nucleotide messenger RNA. Its product is annotated as galectin-4-like. Lineage: Eukaryota; Metazoa; Mollusca; Cephalopoda; Octopoda; Octopodidae. The coding region runs from base 486 to 1421 and encodes 311 amino acids. Gene Ontology annotation, molecular function: carbohydrate binding; galactoside binding. The record is from RefSeq and is a predicted model, not a curated record. The transcript has 8 exons.